Messenger RNA from Nerophis lumbriciformis (worm pipefish), 786 nucleotides. Lineage: Eukaryota; Metazoa; Chordata; Actinopteri; Syngnathiformes; Syngnathidae. The record is from RefSeq and is a predicted model, not a curated record.
AUGUUGGCGCUCCGGUGGGCGGCGGCAGGUCUCCGCGGACGCGCGCGGGCAGAAGGUCCGCGCCGGCUCUUGGUCCGCCCGUCCUCCGCGCCGACUCCCUUCCGCCCCUGGUCCGGACCCGGAGGCGAGCGAGGAUCCGGCCGGUUGAAGCUGCGGACGCGGGUGGCGGUGACGGCGCUGUUGGGCGGCGGCCUCCUGGCGGCCUGGGCCCGGAUGGACUGGAAGAAGCGUCAGAAAGAGCUGCGUCUGCGCCAAGAGCAGCUGCAGCGGGUGGCGCUGGGUCAGGGCAACUUCAGCCUGCUGGACCACCGCGGGCGGCGACGCACCAAGCGAGACUUCCUGGGCAGCUGGGUGCUGCUCUACUUCGGCUUCACGCGCUGUCCCGACAUCUGCCCCGACGAGCUGGACAAGAUGAGCGAGGUGGUGGCCGCCCUGGACCUGGACCCCUCGCUGCCGCCCGUGCAGCCGCUCUUCAUCACCGUCGACCCCGAGCGGGACCACGCGGAUGCGCUGGCGCGCUACGUCAGAGACUUUCACCCUCGCCUGCUGGGACUGACGGGCACGGUCGAGGAGGUGAAGGAGGCGGGGAGGGACUACCGCGUCUACGCCAGCCGCGGCCCCCCGGACCCGGACGGCGACUACCUGGUAGACCACACCAUCCUCAUCUACCUGAUCGACCCCCAAGGACUCUUCGUGGACUAUUACAACCGUCUUAAGGACAAGGAGCACAUCGCCGACAGCGUACGACGUCACAUCGUACAAGACCGACAAAUGCGAGGCUCGUGA